AAAUCAAAAAAAACUUAACUCCACUUCUUUGCAAUUUAUAAAAAUCAUAAUAAAUUAAUAAUUGUUUUUAAUUAUUUAAAAAUGGCUUAAAAGUAAUAAUUUUCUUCCAAUAAUUAUUAAUACUCAUCAGACGAAGAGGAGGAUGAGGAUCCAUAUCAAUACAAUCACAGAAAUUAGUAUUAAAACCAACACAACUAGAAUGACGGCUAAGAUGAAGAGGAAGACUUAGACAACGAAGAUUAAGAAUAUGAAAAUCAAGAACAUGAAGAUUAUGAUUAAGAAUAAAAUUAGUAAGAAGAAGAUGAUGAAGAAGAAGAAGAUGAAGGUGAAGGAUAAUAUAAUGGAUAUUAUUAGAAAUAAAAUUAUAGAGGUGAUGAUAAUGCAGAAGAGGAAGAAGAUGAGUAAUAAGAAUCCUAUGCAAAUAACCUCGAAUAUAAACAAUAAAGGGAAUAUUUUUCAAAUUAACACUAAAUAAAAGAGCAGUCUGAAGAAGAAGAUGAUCACUAAAAUCAAGAUUAGCAAGAGGAUUUGGACAGUGAAGAAGAAUAAAUUAAAUAGUAUCAAGAGUUCUUGAAGCAAUAAUAGAUAAAGCAGUAGAUGAAUUUUAAUAAUCAAAAUCAAGGUGCUAGUUUAAAAAAUACUUAACAAAAAAAAUAAUAAAUUACUUCAGAUCAUGAAAAAUAAUCUAAUUUAAGUUAACAAUCCACAAAGAUUUAAAAGAAAAUAGAGUAGUCAAGCUCAGGAAAGAAAUAAAAUGUAAAAAAAGCUCAAAUGAAUAAUUUUCUUGAUAAAGAAAAUAUAAAGAAUAAGAGCAAUUAAUAAAAUAGAAACUACUAAUACAGCGAUGAUGAGGACAAUUAAGAAGAAGAAGAUGAUUCAAAUUAAUAGCUAUCCAACAAAUUCUAAAAAAAUAAUCUUUAACAAACUCAAUAGAAUCCAAAUACCUUUAGCUUUGGAGCCAACAAGAGACCUGUCAGUGCUGUGACAAAGUAAGCAGAUAAAAGUUAAUAGUAGAGCUUAAGUGAUCCAUAAAAUAACUAUUAAUUCAACUAGUUGAGCUAUGAAGAUUAAAUAGCUGAUUUAAAGAGAAAGAUGCAAUAAAAUAUUGAUUUCUAACCAAACUAAAAAAGAUUGCAAAUUUAAUAAAAUAGUCACCAAAUAAAUAAUGAUGAUUUUAACAACUUUGUUUAGGAAGAUGAUGCAGAAAACUCUAGCGAAAACUCUUUUGAUUAAUACAACUCUUAAAAUCACGGAAAAGAAAAUUAUUUGGCUCCAAAAAUGAAACAUUUGCAACAUGUCCCUCGCCCUAAGUCAUCAUAUAUUGUUUCCAAUAAUAACUAAAGCAAUUAAAAUAAUUAAGUAUAGUAAAACGUUUAGAAAGGACCCUAUCCUUAUCUUAAAAAAGGAAGCUCAGCUGCAGGUUUAGCUGUUAGCAGAGUCAAGACAGCAAGCACUACUAAUCUGAAUAACUCAAGAUAUAAUUCUAAGACAUAAUAAGAAAGUACUGAAUAAGAAUAUGAUAGACCAUCAACAGCUGCUACAUAUAAACCAGUUUAUAAGAUGUCUAUGAAUGAAUUCAAAAUUAAAAAUAAGUAAUUUGAUUACACAAACAAAAAGUUCAAGACAAUCCCAAAGAAAAGUGAUCCUGUUAGCAGAUUCUAAAGUAUGCAGCAAGCAUGGAAAUCAAAUAAAUUCCUUAAAAGCAAUAAUAACACAUCCUCUUCUAAAACCACAACAAGCGAAAGAGAAGGAAGAAAACUAAAUCUUUAAGAGAGAAUUUCAUCUUCUAAACCCUAAAAUGUGUUUUAUCGUUACAUGACUAAAAAUGAUAUAAUUAAUUAAUAUGUUUGA
This is a messenger RNA of Tetrahymena thermophila SB210, 1851 nucleotides long. RefSeq lists its product as hypothetical. The transcript is spliced from 2 exons. NCBI's taxonomy places the organism in Eukaryota, Ciliophora, Oligohymenophorea, Hymenostomatida, Tetrahymenidae. The record is from RefSeq and is a predicted model, not a curated record.